CAAAUAUUCAUUAACAAGCACCGUUCUCGGGGAUCCUUUAUUCUCACACGCCUCGGGCCUCGCCUCUCUGCUUCAGAAUCCUCUUUGACAUCUGCAGGGCAUCAAUGCAUCACGGUGCGGAGUUUUGUAGCCUCAUUGCAGCGUGGGAGCGCGGUGUGUUCUGGUACGUCUUUUCAAACACAGACCUAUCCUCAUCGUUGCACCGUGCAUGAUUACCCCAACCGUCUGCAUACCAAACGCCUUUAGAAUAAGCAACGCACUGAAGUAGCCUGGCUCACUCUGUACUUGUACACAGAGCGUGGCUCUUCGUAAAAUAUACAGCCAAUGUCUCGCCGACGCUUACAGGCACAUACCUCCAAGCCGAGUCAAUCAUCUAAAAUAUGGAAGAUGGUAGCGCCCCAGCUCGCUCCUGAGCUCAUCGACGAGAUCAUUGAUCAUCUACAUGAUGACAUGCCGUCUCUCUCGUCGUGCUCCCGCGUUUGCAAGACUUGGACCCCGGCGGCCCAAUUCCAUCUGUUUCAUUCCAUAGUAGCGCAUGCCGUUCCACCACUCGACAAGGAAACUUACGAUGGGGCAAUUUUUACACGCUUCUCUGAUUUUGUCAAUGCGAAAGAAGCUGAGAAACUCCUACCAUAUGUUCGAGAGCUCCGAUUUGACCCAGGGUUAGCGUCCCUGAAACCACCCCAGUUGCCUUAUGAGGUUCUGUGCGCUGCCCUCCUAAAGCUACCAUCUCUCCAUACUCUCACACUUCAUUACUUGGAGUUACCCCCCUUACCUGAGACCGUUCCAGCACUCUGCCACCGUCUUCGUUCGCUCAAUCUCAAAAAAAUGAUUGACGACGAGGGCAGCCGUCUAGUUGGCAUUCUGAGAUGCUUUAAUGUUGUUGAUCGUCUGAGUAUAGACUAUCAUCAUUGGACGCUCGGGGGAGUUUUAGACUUUGUCAGUGUUGAAGAUAUGGUGGGGUGGAAGACCCGAGUGCAAAAUUUUCAGCACUAUCGUCGGCCCCUAGUAUCUACUCUCAAACUCAUUCAUGACUCCGCAUAUUGGGCCCUCUCGUUGGUGGAACCUCGCGCUCUCACAAGCCUUUACCUAGACGUUUCCUGGGCAACAUUUCUACCAAACUAUGAAGAAAUCGGCGCAUUCCUAUACAAUACAAGCUCUGGCUUACUUGACUUAACGUUGGAUAUAUCUGGUCGUCGACUAGGUGAAGACAUUCUCCCAUACUUAGCUAAUUCCAAUGCUCAUAUCACACUAGGUGGUGCUUUGGAUGUGAAGAAAAUGAAUAUCGCAUGCUGCAAGAAUGUGGUUCGCCUCACGGUGGCGAUCGCACUUCCAGAUAACCCAAACGAUGAUAAUCACGUGCUCUAUUGUAGGAAGCAAUGGGACGACUUGGUUGCUCUUCUCUCUGAUCCGCCAUCCUCUGUCCGUCAUCUCACCAUUGAUUUCCGACGUUCAGUGCCGGCAUAUAUUGUAAUUAGAGACUAUAAUUGGAGUAGUCUUGACGCCGUGCUGGCAUGUCGCGAGCACCUGGAGGAAGUAUCUUUCGCAUGCAACCAGGAGUCUAUGGGGCUUGGAAAGCCUUGGCUAGAAUUUCUGACUUCUUGUCUUCCAAGAUUCAGGAGUAUGGGUAACAUACAUGUUCUUUAGAAAGGUACCUACCUCAGGCUUACUCUGUGAUCUAUGACACCACCCCCUUUUCAAUUAAUCCACUGAUGUCUUUCAUCUGGAUGUACUUCUUCAGGAAUGCGCCCAUGCAUGCUGACGUAUUUGCAACCUAUCGGUGUCACAAUCCUUGCAACGUUACCGAGAUAUGCCAUCAAAGUUCGAGCAGCUAGAGUCAUUCGGCAAGCGAUUGGUGUUCGCCUUCACUUGUGGGUUGAGGUUCGGAACCUCAACCCACACUGUCUGCAUUCAAAUACAUUUUAGUUGAGUGUUUUCUAGUUCAAGGUGCUGCCAACGGAAUAAUAUUCGAGCCUUCAGUAAUACAUGUGGAAGUGCAUUGACUUGGAGUCGCCUUCGUAUUCACCCAGUGAAUCAUAGACUAAAUCGUUAACCACCUGCAUUACAACAAGGUGUCUUUGAAGACGUGCCAUGUUGUUGCGAGCCGUCUUUGAGGCCCUCCCUACCCUUCACACUCACAAGUUCAGUUGACUCUCAAUUCCAAUUUGGUCGGACUAUCCAUCAUUGUUUUUUCUCAAACUUUUGAAGCUACUCGAGGACGGUUUCGCACUAAGUACUCGAAUCUUUGGGGAAAGUCGAUACCUGUAUAAUAUCAAUGAACUUCCCAUCUUGCGCCAAUAUUGCCGAAAUGAUGCAGCUGUCGAUCAACAGAGGUUCGAUGAUGAUCGCGAUCACUGUGUUUGGCCCAAGUAACGUCCGAGGGUGUAAAAGAUUAUUUUAUUAUAGCUGCUGUAUUGGUAAAGUUGUCGUCUGCAAGCUCUUCUGUACGAUAGCGGCGAGACCUCUUGUAGAUGAUUAUGACAUGAUUAGAACCCAUCAGCGCAACGACAGUGACAGUUCGCAACGGGACAGGUCCCAUGUGAGCGAUUUCCAUCCUCAGCGUAGAACCAUUCUAGUAUAUGGGACGCAUGCCCACCGUGGCGGCACG
Messenger RNA from Somion occarium, 2608 nucleotides. The record is from the annotation of a GenBank genome assembly. NCBI's taxonomy places the organism in Eukaryota, Fungi, Basidiomycota, Agaricomycetes, Polyporales, Cerrenaceae.